AAUUAAAAAAUAGUCAAAAAGACCAUUCUUCAAAAACCCUAAAAAUUAGGUCAUUGAUAUUAAACUUCCCUUAAAAAAAACAACAACCAGGAAGUAUCCAGAGAUUCAUUUUAAGUGUGAAUUUUAAACUCUGCACAACGCACAAAUCAGGAAUCGAGCAUAAAUCCUGGCACCAAGAACCCAUCUAUUAUUAAUUAUUAUUUAUUAUUAGUGUUGUUAUUAUUUUUAUUGCUAUUGUUUCCUGUUCCUGCAAAUGGAGUUUGCUCAAGACGUUGAGUUUCAAACGAGCUGGAAAUGGGGAGGGGAAAGCAUCCAGUUGCGGCAGCCUCUCGGCCGGGGCGCCGACCUCACCGCCCGCCCCUUCCUCCUCGCUUCCGAAAGGCAGAGCCAGGCGCCGGCCCCGGGCGAAGGAAGGGAGGGAGGGAGGAAGGAGACAGGCAAGCGCGACCCCGACGGGCAAACCCACGAGAGCCGGGAGGCGGGGACCAAAGCCUUCCCCUGCCCGUUGCUUCAGUUUCUUCCUGGAUGGGGAAGAAAAGGGGGGACGGGCCCGCCUUUUCAACCCCGCCGCGAAGGAAGGAAGGAAGGAAAGAAGGGCUGGCCCCGCCGGCCGCUCUCCCACCCCGCUUCCGCUUUUCGUCACGUGGGAGGCCCCCCAACUAAGGAAGCCGACGAGGCUCAAUCCCGAGGGGUUAGCCCCCCCCCUUUCUCCCCGGCAUCUGGAUUACGCCGAGGGAAAGGAAGCCGAGGAGGCACCGCUACGAGAGCCGGCGAGGCCCCGGGUCGCCCCGCCGAGCGAGAACGCGGCCGCCCGGCUCCCCCUCGGCGUCAGGAGCGCUCCCGGCAGCCGGCCAAGCCAGCCCGUCGGCCCGCGAGCGCGGCGCGCCAUGGCCGGGCGCUCCAGGCACCCGCCGCUCCAGCAGCCGCCCGGCGACACAAUCACUUCCGGUUUCUCUUCCCCCAACCCCCCAGCAGCAGCAGCGGCGGCGGCUCAGGAGGUCAGACCUGCCACGGAUGGUAGCAGCAGCUCCUCCACCACCACCACCACCACCAAGAAGAGAAAGCUAAAUAGUAAUAGCAACAGUAGUGAGAGAGAAGACGUGGACUCCAUCUCCUCCUGUUCGUCCCUUCUUUCGAGAAACAGCAGCUCGUCCUUGCCCGCUCUCAUUAUCACGGCCUCCACGGCCUCCUGUUCUUCCUCCUCCACCUCCUCCUCAGGGGUUGCUUCUUCCAACCAUCACCUGCAGAAGAAGCUGCGUUUCGAGGACUCCUUGGAUUUUAUCGGACUGGAUGUGAAGAUGGCGGAGGAGUCUUCCUCUUCGUCUUCCUCGUCGCCGGCUGCCUCUUCGCAGCAGCACCAGCAGCUCAAAAACAAAAGCCUCUUAAUCUCCUCAGUAGCUGUGGGACACCACGCCAAUGGCCUGACCAAAGCUGCCUCCUCCACUGUCUCCAGUUUUGCGAACAGUAAACCUGGGUCAGCCAAGAAGUUAGUGAUCAAGAACUUUAAAGAUAAACCUAAACUGCCUGAAAAUUAUACAGAUGAAACCUGGCAAAAACUGAAAGAAGCUGUAGAAGCAAUUCAGAAUAGUACUUCGAUCAAGUACAACUUAGAAGAGCUUUACCAGGCUGUUGAAAAUCUUUGCUCCUACAAAAUUUCUGCGAAUUUGUACAAGCAACUAAGGCAGAUAUGUGAAGACCACAUCAAAGCACAGAUUCAUCAAUUCAGAGAGGAUUCAUUGGACAGUGUUCUUUUUCUUAAGAAAAUAGACAAAUGUUGGCAAGACCACUGUAGACAGAUGAUAAUGAUUAGAAGUAUCUUUUUGUUCCUGGAUCGAACCUACGUUCUCCAAAAUUCAAUGCUGCCAUCCAUUUGGGAUAUGGGUCUCGAAUUGUUUAGGACUCACAUAAUUAGCGACCAGAAGGUCCAGAACAAAACCAUUGAUGGCAUCCUUCUCUUGAUCGAGAGAGAAAGAAACGGCGAGGCUAUCGACAGGAGUCUGCUUCGCAGCCUGCUAAGCAUGCUUUCAGAUUUGCAAAUUUAUCAGGAUUCUUUUGAGCAUAGAUUCUUGGAAGAAACCAACCGUCUCUACGCCGCAGAAGGACAGCGGCUUAUGCAAGAAAGAGAGGUCCCAGAAUAUCUCCAUCAUGUCAAUAAACGCUUGGAAGAAGAAGCAGACAGGAUUAUAACUUACCUGGAUCAAAGCACUCAGAAACCUCUAAUCGCCACUGUAGAAAAACAGUUGCUAGGUGAACAUUUAACAUCCAUUCUACAGAAAGGUUUAAAUCAUCUCCUGGAUGAAAAUCGAAUUCAAGAUUUGUCACUACUCUAUCAGUUGUUUAGCAGGGUCAAAAAUGGAGUGCAGGCUCUCUUGCAGCAGUGGAUUGAAUACAUAAAGGCAUUUGGUAGCACCAUUGUCAUUAAUCCCGAAAAAGACAAAACCAUGGUCCAGGAGCUGCUAGAUUUCAAGGAUAAAGUGGAUCACAUCAUCGACAUCUGUUUUUUGAAAAACGAGAAGUUUGUCAACGCCAUGAAAGAAGCUUUUGAAACGUUCAUCAACAAACGACCCAAUAAACCAGCUGAACUGAUAGCUAAAUAUGUGGAUUCAAAACUUCGGGCGGGCAACAAAGAAGCUACUGAUGAAGAGCUUGAAAAAAUGCUGGAUAAAAUAAUGAUCAUAUUUAGAUUCAUCUAUGGAAAGGAUGUUUUUGAGGCCUUUUACAAAAAAGAUCUCGCCAAGCGACUCUUGGUAGGCAAAAGUGCAUCUGUAGAUGCUGAAAAAUCCAUGCUGUCAAAACUCAAACAUGAAUGUGGUGCUGCUUUCACCAGCAAACUUGAAGGAAUGUUUAAAGACAUGGAGCUAUCUAAAGAUAUUAUGAUACAGUUUAAGCAAUAUAUGCAAAAUCAGAAUGUACCCGGUAACAUUGAACUCACCGUGAAUAUCUUGACUAUGGGCUACUGGCCUACGUACGUGCCUAUGGAGGUCCAUCUACCGUCAGAGAUGGUGAAGCUGCAGGAAAUAUUUAAGACUUUUUAUCUGGGAAAACACAGUGGCAGGAAACUUCAGUGGCAAUCAACAUUAGGACACUGUGUAUUGAAAGCUGAAUUUAAAGAGGGCAAAAAAGAGCUCCAGGUGUCUUUGUUCCAGACUUUAGUGCUACUCAUGUUUAACGAAGGCGAAGAAUUCAGCUUAGAAGAAAUAAAACAAGCAACUGGAAUAGAGGACGGAGAGCUAAGGCGGACCCUCCAGUCGUUAGCCUGUGGCAAGGCCCGAGUGCUGGCGAAAAGUCCCAAAGGCAAAGACGUGGAAGAUGGAGACAAAUUCACUUGCAACGACGACUUCAGGCAUAAGCUGUUCCGGAUAAAAAUCAAUCAGAUCCAGAUGAAGGAAACGGUAGAAGAACAAGCGAGCACUACAGAGAGAGUCUUUCAGGAUCGUCAGUACCAAAUUGAUGCCGCAAUAGUGAGAAUCAUGAAAAUGCGCAAGACGCUUACCCACAACCUGCUUGUCUCUGAAGUGUACAACCAGCUGAAAUUCCCAGUAAAGCCCGCUGACCUUAAGAAGAGAAUAGAAUCUUUAAUUGACAGAGACUACAUGGAAAGAGACAAGGAGAACCCCAAUCAGUACAACUACAUUGCAUAAACACACAAUGAGCCUUUUUUUCCUUUUCUGCACACUGAUGUUCUUGGUUACUGAUGGAUAAACAAGCCUGUUGAUCCCAUUAAAUUAACCUUUUUCUACUACCAAUGACUGAAUGAAAGCAGCCUAAUGGGAUGAUGGGCAAGGGGGAAAGAAAUAUAGUCGAGUGGUCUUUUUUCAGUGGCUUUACAUGCCUGUUUAAAGAGUAGUAUUUACAUUUUUACAAAGAAUGCUGUUGAACUCUUUGCAUGAUAUUUGGUAUGAACUGCAGAAGAUUGUAAGCAAGUAUCUGGUCUCUUUAAUUCCACCCAUUCAUUCAGGUCUAAGUCUCUUUAGCAUAUCGCUCUCCUCCCAUUUUGAAAAACCCGAAAUGUGUAGCGAUUUUAUUAAGCAAACGAAGCCCCAAGUUACAACCUUUAAAAAAAAAAAACGAGGCUUAAACUGCAUGCAAAUUUCUAAGCACUAUAUGAACAAUAUUGAGUUUGUUUAUUGGACAACAAAGCCUGUGUGGAUUGGCAGUCUUCAGAAUCAAAAGCCACUCUCAAUAUUCCUAAACAUCAUGAAUUGUUCUGUAGGUGUUAGAAAGAAAAGCACACCUCUGGAUUUUCUGAGGUUGAGAAAAAAGACCUGCCUCAAAUAUUUGCGGCGCAAAUAUUGCGGUGAAAAGCUGAAGGGAAGUAGGCUGCUACUGCUCUUACUCCCUUCGUCCUCAAACGUAAGUACUUUUAAAAAUAAAACAAUUCAUGAUAUCAGAGUUAAUUGCGGAGGGGGAAAAUUUUUAGAGGCUGGCUUAUUUCAGAGAAGGAAAUUCUUAAUUAAUGAACAUCAGGGUGUAAUGUGAUUGCUGCCUUGGAUUUUAUUACCCCCCCCCCAUGCAAAAUUAAGAGGUUUUAUACUUCUGCCAAAUUGCACAUGUUUUAUUAUUAGACAAAGAAUUGAACAAGUAUUUAGAAAACAGCACUCUCCAACCCAUCUAGCUACAGUUAGGAAGAGAGUUGUAGCCUAAACCAGUAUUUCUCAAACUUGGCAGCUUUUAAGGUAUGUGGACUUAGCUGACUGGGGGAAUUCUGGAAGUUGAAGUCCACGUCUUAAACUUGCCAAGUUUGAAAAACACCAGCCUGAGUAAUGCCUCUGCUCUCUCUUCAUUUGAGUCAUGCUGGAUUCUAGGGGGAAAGGGGGGGGGGAAUUCCUAAAGAGGCUGGAUUGAUUCUCAACAUAAUGGAACCCUUUCCUCACCUGGUAACUUCCGGUUAGCGUAGGGCUGUAAGUCCCAGAAUUCCUCAGCCAGCGGCAGGGAAAUUCCAAGAGCUGCUUACCAGCUCUUCCAGUGUCUGCGGUGAUCUUCUUCACGUAUGAACAAUUCUGAGACCAUCAGGAUGGUAUGAAAGAGCAUCCAAGCGCUGCUUUUGAAUCACGGCAGCCUCUCAGUAACCUACCUGCAUUGCUUUUUAUUACACCAAAUUGGUGGGUAGACUGGGUUUGUUUUUUCUGCCAGAAGAUCCUUGUGCAUGCAUUGCAUCCAAAAUCCUGUUUUUUAUCAGGCUGUUUAAAAACUCCUUUCUGAACAGCUAAAUCCAGUGCUAAUCAUAACUGUAGCCGUUCAGCGCUGAAUUGGCAGGUUUUCCAUAACUCGUCCAAUACUCGUUCAAACUCUCUCGUUUGAAAAUUUCUUCAGAUGUUAAGCCGCCUUCUCCCUUCCUGGCACAGACCUCCAGUGCAAUAUGAAAUAUUUAGCCAUCAAUGGUCUCCUUAAUCUGGUCAUCUAGAAAAUGAAUAUUUCCUGCGUAAGAAUGACAUUUUAAGUGCGAGCGUCUACCCUUCCUAUAGGUGAGCAAGCCAUCUUGCUGGUACAUCUGUGUCUAGGAACUCAGGGAGACCAACAUUCAUCACGGGAAUUCUUUUUUGUUUUUUUUUUCCUCUCCAAUCAUAAGAGUAAUUCUGGGUUUGUUUUUUUUCUCCCUUAAAGAGACUGUAAGGAGGAGAAAAUAUUCAUAGUAAGUCAGUUCACCAAAUCAUUUCCCCUAAGUGAUGCUGAAUAGUAGUUAUUUUUCAGCCAUAUCGGCCAGCAACUUUUCUUUCUGCUGGCAUCAUGUGCCUGCUAUAUGGAGCCAUAAAAAUAUUUAUAAUAGAUAUGUAUAUAAAAAUACUUUCACUUCCCCCCACACACACACACUGGGGGCUAAAGGAGAGACCCACAGCUUGUCUGGCCAUAAAUUUUUUAAAUCUUUUUUUCCUGUUGCAUGCAGUUUAUAGCAGCCUCCUUUGUAUGAAAUGGGAAUUUCUGCUGAUUUUAGUUUGAAGGAUUUUUAACGAAAAAAAAAACUUUAUAUCCAACAAAAUGAUUUUUUUCCCUUUUCCUUUUUUUUUCUGAUUUAAGUUUAAGCAACAUCGUUUCGAAAUUAAUGGCAAAGGUGUUGUACAAAAUUUAUUUGUUCUAUAGUAUACACAAAGGUGCCAAAGUACAUAGAGUUAAUUUAAAGGAAACAGACAAUUGUUAAUGUUAAUUUAGCUGUGGUUUUAUUUACCUUUAUUCAUCAUUCAGAUGCUCAUUUUACCUGUCUAAUGCGUGCCCUGUUUCUGUGUGUUUAAUAUGUGUUCCUGUCUCAAUUUCUCCAAAACGCAAAACAUUUGUCUUUCUAAUUUUCUUCAAAAUAAAAUGUUUUUGAGGGAAGGGUUUUGUGCAUUGGAAAAAUACCAUUUUUACUUCAUAUAUAUAUAUAUAUAUAUAUAUAUAUAUAUAUAUAUUCAAAAGAGCGUCUCCUCCACCUCCCUAAAUGUUUAAAACUAAAGAGUCCAGCAGCAUUCAAAAAUGUAAUACACUUUUUUGUAUAAACACAUUCUUUGGAAAGAAUAUCUUUGCAACGGGUGGAGGGAGGGAACAGACAGCAGCGGGAGGGGAAAAAAAUAAUAAUCCAGUUUCUUUUAAGAAGCCACUUCAGUAGGCUAUUUAAGAUUGUGCUUGUUUAUUGCAUAGAAGUGUUCUAUUUACACAGGUCUGCAAAGAGGACAUGUCCACAUUAAUUCCUUCAAUGCAAACAAAAUACCAAAUCCCAAACAAUUUUCAAACACUUCAUAAGUAAAAGUGGAUGGGUACAGAGAGUCUCUUUGGUAAAUAAUGUAAAUACAUGUCCUUUAAAAAGAGUGAGUCUGUUAUCUAGGUAUUUUGUGUCAUUUAAUAAAUAAUAAACAGUUUUGUGUUGCUAAA
Molecule: messenger RNA, 6843 nt
Organism: Crotalus tigris (Tiger rattlesnake)
Lineage: Eukaryota; Metazoa; Chordata; Lepidosauria; Squamata; Viperidae
Gene: CUL4B
Product: cullin 4B
Exons: 21
Coding region: 888-3641 (917 amino acids)
Biological process (GO): protein ubiquitination; DNA damage response; ubiquitin-dependent protein catabolic process
Cellular component (GO): Cul4B-RING E3 ubiquitin ligase complex
Molecular function (GO): ubiquitin protein ligase binding
Source: RefSeq, a predicted model, not a curated record